Clupea harengus (Atlantic herring) is the source of this 1464-nucleotide messenger RNA. RefSeq lists its product as uncharacterized. The record is from RefSeq and is a predicted model, not a curated record. The transcript has 7 exons. Gene Ontology annotation, molecular function: calcium ion binding; structural constituent of muscle. Lineage: Eukaryota; Metazoa; Chordata; Actinopteri; Clupeiformes; Clupeidae. Bases 137 to 607 code for a protein of 156 amino acids. Gene Ontology annotation, cellular component: myosin II complex.
AGUUCCCGGCCCAUGCCUUUCUGGGCAUGCUCUAACGCGAUUCAGUCUUCUAUGUACUGGCCUACUUACUUCCUUCUUCUCACAUUCUUGUCUCUGCCCUCGGUCUGUGAGACGACUCUCCCCUCCAACCGCAAACAUGUCGGACUUCUCAGAAGAUCAGAUUAUUGAGUUCAAAGAGGCUUUCCUCCUGUUCGACCGCACGGGCGAUGGCAAGAUCAGCUUCAGCCAGUGCGGGGAUGUCAUGCGGGCUCUCGGCCAGAACCCCGUCAACGCUGAGGUUCUCAAGGUCCUGGGCAACCCUAAAGCCGAGGGUGAGAAGUCUUUCGAGAUGAACCACAAGAUGCUGGACUUUGAGCAGUUCCUGCCCAUGCUGCAGGCCAUCGCCAAAAACAAGGAUCAGGGCUCGUUCGAGGACUUUGUGGAGGGCCUUCGCGUCUUCGACAAGGAGGGCAACGGCACAGUGAUGGGUGCCGAGCUCCGCCACGUCCUCACCACGCUGGGGGAGAAGAUGUCUGAGGAGGAGGUAGAGACGCUCUUAGCAGGACACGAGGAUGCUAACGGCUGCAUCAACUACGAAGCGUUCGUUCGCACCAUCAUGUCUGGCUGAGUGCCGGAACUCGUCAGGAUGGUUAUGAACGGUUGAAGAUGCAGGACCAUGACAUUUUUUUUGUGCUUCUAUUCUUAUUUCAUUCCCAGUUUUUUUUUUUUUUUUUAGUUAAUUGAGUAAUUUCUAUUUUUUUUCCUGAUACAUUUCUGUUACAUGCGCGCGCACCCCCCCUUUAUUUUGUCCAUUCCCUGAAGCCAGUGCAUUCCAGCCUCAUGCGCCCCCCCCCCCCCCCCCACCCCCUCGUUCCCCUCGUUCCCCUGCUCUUGCAUUGGUCCUCAUUUGGGUUUUUAUUUUCAGAAGUGCCUUUAUCCCACCCCACCCCACCCCACCCCACUCAGUUAGGCUCCUCCUCCCCGCUGUCUUUGUCUCUUCACCACCGGGCGCUCUGGAAUCAGACCUGCAUGAGAGAGAACCGUAACCGUGUGCUGACACAAACCUGCAAUAAUACCCUCCUUAGAUGCAGCACAGCCGCCCCCGACUUCUGUAAAACGCCACCGUUCAUGUAAUGCUUACUCACUGGCGUGUGUGUGUGUGUGUGUGUGUGUGUGUGUGUGUGUGUGUGUGUGUGUGUGUGUGUGUGUGUGUAUAUGAGAGAAAGUGAGUGUUUUAGUGAGAGAGAGAGAGAGAGAGAGAGAGAGAGACAAUGCCCCAGUGGACUGGCUGCCAAGUAUGGUCAGUAUACGCUCCGUGUGGCUCUCUUGUCAAGGCUCCCCUCAUUGCCAGUGCUAUGCAGAGAAUCGAUGUCCGAGGCAACCAACCAAUCAUGAAUUUGAAGUGAAGACAAAUUAAACUCACCCAAGGUUUUAUGUUAAUCCAUGUAAGAUUCCAUGUUUGAAUAAAAACAAACCUUAAACUGA